UCUCUCUCUCUCUCUCUCUCUCUCUCACAUCGCCUCCUUGAUCCUCGUAGUAGAUGGUGAAUUGUGAUAUAUUUGUCCAGCUUAGGUGGCUUAAGCAAAUUCAUCAUGAUUCGUUAUCUACAUGUGCUUAAUUUGAUUGAAUUCCAUUCAAAUUGGUAGUAGUAGAGCAUUGAAUUUGAGAGAGGGAGUGUAAGGUUAGGUUUUGUAGAGAUGGAGGAUCAAAUGGGCGAGGACUUUUUCGAUAAAUUGGUUGACGACGAUAGUAAUGGUUUCGCUGGAUGUGGCCCUAGUUUUAUAGAACACGAAGUGACCGAAGAGGUGAAAGCAUUUUCAAACUUAUGUAUAGGUGACAAUGUCAAUAGUGGGGACAAUGGCGAAAGGGAGUCUGGUGGUGGGGUUGUGUCAAAAUCCUUGGAUGGUCAUCGGGACAUUGUGACUGCUGAGGGAAGUGUUUUAGUAGCCCCUGAUAAUGUAGUUCAAUCAAGUGAUGCUGCAUUGGAAGCAAUAGGUGAAUUAGACAUGCAAAAGAGCAGAAAUGGUGGAACGGGUGUGAAGGAGGUUGAUUGGAGUUCAUUUAACUCCGCUUCAAAUAGCCGUUUCGGAUCGUAUUCUGACUUUUUGAAUGAAGUGGGUGUUAGCUCGGGAGAUUUGGAUAGGAAGGAUGUGGUCAGUGUCUCUGAAGACAUGCCUUGUGGUUUUCGUUCAUCUACUGUAAAUCACGAAGAAGGUGGUCGAUAUUAUGGAUCGCAAACCGAGAAGGCCAUUGAUGGGCAGGACUUAAAUAGCAGUCAAAAUUGGGAAAACCUCUAUCCAGGGUGGAGGUAUAACCCAAGCACUGGGCAAUGGCAUGAGAUUGAAGGCUAUGGUGUGACUGUGAGUACCCAGGACAAUUUGUAUACCAGUUCCACAUCAGCCGGUGAUAAUGCAGUUACAGAGCAAAGGUCAGAUGCUUAUUGUUUUCACCAACCAGUAGCAGAAUAUGGGAUGGCCAAUGUUUCUAACUGGAAUCAAUGUUCGCAACAGAAGGUGGAGGAGUAUCCAGCCUAUAUGGUUUUUGAUCCGCAGUACCCUGGGUGGUACUAUGACACAAUUGCCCAAGAAUGGCGGCUCUUCGAGUCGUACAAGGGAGUAAUGACUCAGCCAACCAAUGUUAGUCAUAACCAACAGAGUCAAGAUAGUGGCUCUUCCACAGUUCACCUCUUACCUGCAGAAAAUCAUAGCAUUCAUCAGAACUUUGGUCAAAUUGGGAAGUUUGAGUCACAAGGCCUGAGUAUCCAAGGCCAAGUAUCUGCGAGUGAUUACAAUUGGCAGAAUAGGAGUACAUGGCAAACGGCGUCACUUCCUAACAGUGGGGUUAUAGAAAUUAUUGACAAUCAAGUGUCGCAUAAUCCAUGCACUCAAACUUAUCGUGCAAGCAAUUCCGCUGAUCAACAAAUGUGGUUACCUGAGCAGACAAGUCACAGAAUUGGGAGUGCUAUUAGCAUUUCCGAUCAAACCUGUAUCCCUGGUGUAAUCUUUUCUGAGCAUAGUAAUCAGCAUAAGCCGGAACCUAGCAGUCCAAGCCCACAGGUGCAUGUCUCACCUUUUUACUUUGGAAGUCAGAAAUCACCUGAUUUUUCACAGCCACUGCAGCAUUGCAGUCAGUUCCCUAAUGCCUCCAGUGAGGGGAGGUCACCAGCUGGGCGGCCUCCACAUGCUCUCGUGACUUUUGGAUUUGGUGGAAAACUUAUAGUCAUGAAAGACAACAGUUCUUUAACCAAUUCAGCAUGCGGAAGCAAGGACUCAGCUGAUGGUAUCAUUAGUGUUCUCAACUUGAUGGAUGUUGUCAUGGACAAAACUGUUGCUUCAAGCAUAGGAUUAGGAGCCUGUGAUUAUUUCCAUGCGUUAUGUCAGCAAUCUUUUCCUGGUCCAUUGGUUGGUGGGAAUGUUGGAAGUAGAGAGGUUAAUAAAUGGGUUGAUGAGAAGAUUGCUAGCUGUAAAUCUCCAGACAUGGAAUACAGAAGAGGUGAACUUCUAAGGUUGUUGUUCUCUUUGCUGAAAAUAGGAUGUCAAUAUCGUGGUAAACUUCGAUCACCCUGUGGAACUGACCAAGCAUUGAAGGAAAGUGAUUGUCCAGAAUUAGCUGUAGCUCAGCUCUUCGCAUCUGCCAAGAGAAAUGUUGGACCAUAUGGCGCUUUUAGUCGCUGCUUGCAGAACUUUCCUUCUGAAGGGGAGAUUCAGGCUACUGCUUUUGAGGUCCAGAAGCUUCUGAUUUCCGGUAGAAUAAAAGAGGCUUUACUGUGUGCACAGGAAGGUCACUUGUGGGGGCCAGCCCUUGCUCUGGCAGCUCAACUUGGUGACAAGUUUUAUAGUGAUACUGUAAAACAAAUGGCACUUUGCCAGUUAGUUGUGGGAUCUCCUCUGAGGACGGUAUGCCUGCUUAUUGCUGGGCAACCUGCUGAUGUGUUUUCGAAUGGCAUGUGUACUAGCAGUCUGCCUGGUGUGGUAAAUGGAUCUCAACAUUCCUCUCAGGUUUGCAAUGGAGCUAGUUGUACGCUUGACAACUGGGAGGAGAAUUUAGCUAUCAUAACAGCUAACAGAACAAAAGAUGAUGAGCUUGUGAUUAUUCAUUUCGGAGAUUGCCUAUUGAAGGAGAGGGGUGAGAUUCUUGUGGCCCAUAUUUGUUAUUUAGUUGCUGAAGCGAACUUCGAGUCUUAUUCAGGCAGUGCACGAGUCUGCCUUAUUGGUGCAGAUCAUUGGAAUUUUCCUCGAACAUAUGCUAGUCCCGAGGCCAUUCAGAGGACAGAGUUAUACGAAUAUUCAAAGGUCCUGGGAAAUUCUCAAUUCAUUGUACCACCUUGUCAACCAUACAAGCUUAUCUAUGCACACAUGCUGGCCGAAGUUGGAAAGGUUUCAGAUUCUUUGAAAUACUGUCAAGCUAUUUUGAAGUGCUUAAAAACUUGUCGGUCACCAGAAGUGGAUGCAUGGAAAAUUUUAGUGCUUUCUCUUGAGGAGCGGAUAAAAAUUCACCAGCAGGGUGGAUACUCAUCUAAUUUGGCUCCUGCAAAACUGGUGGGUAAAUUGCUCAAUUUGUUUGAUAGUACUUCUAAUCGUGUUGUGGGAGGACUUCCACCACCUGUACCAUCGACAUCACAUGCUAGUUCACAGCGCAAUGAACAUGAUUGUCAAAAAGUCGGCCCAAGGGUGUCUAACAGUCAAUCAACAAUGGCCAUGUCUUCUUUGGUUCCUUCAGCAUCGACAGAACCAAUAAGCGAAUGGCAAGGUGGGAGCAACCGAUCACGGCACAAUAGAAGCAUUUCGGAGCCAGAUUUUGGUAAAUCACCAAUAAAGGACGGAGGCUCCCCUGAUAUGAAAGGAAACACACCAGGCACAGGUGGGUCUUCUCGUUUUGGUCUUUUCCGCACAAAUCUAUUUCAAAAAACCAUGGGGUUGGUAUUAAGGUCCCGCUCAGAUCGACAGGCUAAGUUGGGCGAGACAAAUCGGUUUUAUUAUGAUGAAAAGCUGAAGAGAUGGGUAGAAGAAGGGGCUGAAACCCCGUCUGAGGAAGUAACCUUGCCACCUCCACCACGGAAUGCAGCUUUCCAGAACAGAAUGCCUGAUAACACUUUGAAAGAUGGACCUAAUCUUGAUAGGUUACAUUCUAAUGAUGGAUCAGACCAUGAAAACCAAAGUCCCUUGGAAUUGAACUUAGGGAACCAACCAAUUCCACCCAGUUCAGAUCAGUUCUCUGCCCGUGGACGCAUGGGCAUUCGUGCAAGGUAUGUUGACACUUUCCACAAGGAUGGUGCAGCCCCACCAAACUUAUUUCGAUCACCUUCUCUUCCAGCUGGAAAACCUGGGGUUGGUCCCAAUACCAAGUUUUUCAUCCCUACUCCAAGGGCUUUGGGAGAUGAAACAGUACAAACAACGGAAGACUUGCAAGAAGCUGCUGUUAACAACAAAAGCCCCUCUACAUCCGAUGAGAGCAAUCCAUUUUCAUCUCCACCAACAUCAACCUCAUCGACAACGACAAUGCACCGGGUGCCUAGCAUGGAUAAUAUUGCAAGAAGCAGAACUGGAGCUCUGGGAAAUGACAAAGGAUCCCUUCCCCCUCAUUCUAGGCGUACAGUGUCAUGGAGUGGGAGCUUUUGCGAUCCAUCUAAUCCUUCUAAUGGGACAGAAUUUAAACCUCUUGGAGAAGUAAUGCCUCAACCUUUGCUUAUGCCUGGAAACUCCUCAUCGAUGCAGGUCUCUAUGAAUAGCCGCAAUCUUGGGAAUGACCUCCAUGAAGUUGAACUUUAAGAUGAGUUUGGAUCGUGGAUUUAUGGAGGGAUUUCCAGUAAAUAAAUUUAACUUCUUCACUUCAGUAUCUUCUCAUCUUCUCCAUUACCUUUUUUUCCUUGCCUCCAUAUAUCCUUGAUCCAAAUUGCUUGGGAAAAAGAUUGAUAUACGCCUCACAGUGAGUCAGUGACAUUUGCCACACAAUUAGACAUUCUCGACCCCGAGUAGCUUGAAAUGAGGGUUGAGUGAUCACGUUUGUGGUAUCUGGUAGUUUUGAUUUUUGGUGAAAAGCCUUAAAGCAGAUGGACACAGAUGCCAUCCCUACAAGAUUUGUGCUUAUUGGCAAUGAUGUUCAGGUCAUUUGAUGAUUUCGUUAGAUACAAAUUGGUUUAGUGGUAGAAGAGGGUCUGGAAGAGCAGCCCUUUCACUCGAUUCAUUAAGAAAAAUUAGUGCGAAUUUUGAUACUAUUUUUUCUCUGCCCAAGUUGAUAAUCAGGUCUCAAAGUAAACAGCAAUAUCAGCCAUGAAAGGCUGAAAACUUUUGGUUC
This is a messenger RNA of Rhododendron vialii, 4807 nucleotides long. RefSeq names its product protein transport protein SEC16B homolog. The record is from RefSeq and is a predicted model, not a curated record. Gene Ontology annotation, cellular component: endoplasmic reticulum exit site; ER to Golgi transport vesicle membrane. The transcript has 14 exons. Lineage: Eukaryota; Viridiplantae; Streptophyta; Magnoliopsida; Ericales; Ericaceae. The coding region runs from base 211 to 4281 and encodes 1356 amino acids. Gene Ontology annotation, biological process: Golgi organization; autophagy; COPII vesicle coat assembly.